Molecule: messenger RNA, 2924 nt
Organism: Hemibagrus wyckioides
Lineage: Eukaryota; Metazoa; Chordata; Actinopteri; Siluriformes; Bagridae
Gene: b4galt4
Product: UDP-Gal:betaGlcNAc beta 1,4- galactosyltransferase, polypeptide 4
Exons: 7
Coding region: 577-1608 (343 amino acids)
Biological process (GO): carbohydrate metabolic process
Molecular function (GO): glycosyltransferase activity
Source: RefSeq, a predicted model, not a curated record
GCUAGCGUGUUCUCGAGGGCGUUUUGUUGUUUUUUAGUAUGUAAAUAUAUAUAUAUAUAUAUAUAUAUAUACUGUAUAUGUAACGCCAUUUUCUAGCUAGGUUGCUUAUUUGUUUAUUUCAUGCACGUGCACAGAAGCACGGAGGAAGUUGUUGCUCAAUGUUUCUGUUCAGGAAAUGAAAAUCUAGUUUCUACAUCAACAACAGGGUCGAGGGGGACAGCCAGGUGCAAGGAGAACACAAAUAAAGCUCCGUUUGUAUACUUAAGGAUCUUGUUUCUAUAGAUCUGUGGAAUGUAACAUUUCUUGUUGGCACGAAAAAGGGAUUAACUUCACCUGUGUUUCUGGAUCUGCUUUCCUUUUCAGCAGUCUGAGUCUUGAAGGAAGCUGGUUUUAUAUAAAGUUUAAACCCGGUAGAAAUGUGGACAUCAUAGUCAGGUGUGAAGAGAUCCAGAACCCACAACCCCUCUGACUCGGUCAGGUGUUUUGUGGAGGAAAGCGAGGCAGAUGUUCCUCCACAGGGCUUGUUUACGUGUUCAGCGUGUGCUUUCUCAUGCUCGCUCCCUCUGAGACGCAGCCAUGGCCGGGUGUCCCGUCGUCUCCAGGCUCACGUGGAGGACCAAUUAUCUGCUCCUGCUGGUGAUCUGUGCGUGUGUGAUCGUGUGGAUAACGUCCCUAUCCGAGAGCCACAUGAAGAUGCGUGAGCAGGUGACCACCUCAGCCAAGGUGCAGACUAAGGCAAAGAAUGAGAUGAAGCAGGGAGAAGCGGUCGUGGAGAGAAUGCCGAAGGACCUCUGCCCAGAAAAAUCACCACUGCUCCGUGGAGCUAUGAGAUUGGAGUUCAGGCCGUCUCUGACUCUGGAGCAGGUGGAGGAGGAGAACAAAGGUGUUUCGGAGGGACAGUACGAACCAGAGGAGUGUAAAGCCAGGCAGAGCGUCGCUGUUCUCAUCCCUCACCGAAACCGAGAGAAACACCUGAUGUACCUGCUGCACCAUCUCCACCCCUUCCUGCAGAGGCAGCAGCUCCACUACGCCAUCUACAUCAUCCACCAGGCUGGUGAUGCUACAUUUAACAGGGCAAAGCUGUUGAAUAUCGGUUACCUAGAGGCUCUGAAAAACUUCAACUGGGAUUGCUUCAUCUUUCACGACGUAGAUCUCGUCCCCGAAAACGAUCACAACCUCUACACCUGUGCAAAACAACCGAAACACUUGGUUGUGGGCCGCAACUCCACCGGCUACAGACUGAGAUAUAAUGGUUAUUUUGGAGGCGUGACAGCGAUGAGUAAGGAGCAGUUUGCCAAAGUGAACGGAUUUCCAAACACCUACUGGGGCUGGGGAGGGGAAGACGAUGACCUCCGCUUACGCGUGCAGCUGCAGGGGAUGAAAGUCGUGCGUCCGCAGGCCGAUGUUGCUCGCUACACUAUGGUGUUUCACAAGAGAGACAACGGCAACGAGGUCAAUAAGGACAGGAUGCGUUUACUUGGUCAGACGCCGAAGAUGUGGAGGAAAGACGGUCUGAACUCGUGUACGUAUAAAACUCUGUCAGUGGAGCAUCCUGCGCUGUACAUUAACAUCACGGUGGACAUCGGAAACCAACUAAAAGCACACUGAGAGCAACCUGUGCCAGACAUCAACAUCACGGUGGACAUCGACGGUCCAAACACACACUGAGAGCGACGUCAUCACAUCACAGCGGGUCCUGGUUCCUCUGCUGGAACUGUGCCUCGAGUCUCGGAGCCUCUCGGGAGGCUUGUUUUUAAUGUCAGGACCUCGAGCAGGAUGAUCAUUUGCGGUUUCUUUUUAUCUCACUUGUGGCUAGAGCUGACCGGUAUGUUUACCAUGGAGUGCUUGGACCCCGCUGAUCGCUGUAUACAACUAUGUUAUAAUCUGUAAUUGUUAAUAUGAUGAUGAUGAUGAUGAUGAGCAGAAACAGGAAGGUGCUCUCUGAGAAAGUCAGGAUGUCAGGGUUGGGGUGUGUUUGUUUAGAGAUGUUUAUAAUACAGAAUUGCACGAAGGAUCAUGAACAUGUUGCACGUCUAAUUCCACUGUGUUGAAGGGUAAAGUAGAUCAGACACAGACACAAAGUGAUCGGACACAGCAGGGCACUGGGGAGCGGUGAGUGGGGCAUUUUGGGUGGGUGGGGGGUGUUUGGGGGGUAUUUAAUCUGUAUGAUUGAGAUGAAAUAAAUAGGAAUCUAAAGAAUUUUAUCAGAGGGACAUGGACAGACUGAUGACCUGUGAUGGCUGACUGGAUGAUGAUGAUGAUGAUGAUGAUGAUGAUGAUGUAUUACACGGUUAUUACACUGUUAUACAGCUUCAGUUUAAAAUAGAAUAGGAUGUUUUUUUUAUAUAAGAAGGUGAGGAUGUAAUUGUGACUCAUUAGGAAAAGUAUGAAGGUUAAAUAAAUCGCAUUUCCUGUAAAUUUCAGCUCAUUAAUCAAAAUGUUUUUGUUUAAAUUUCAGCAUGUUCAAUGAGUUUUCUAGAUAAAUCCAUGUAGUGUGUGUGUGUGUGUGUGUGUGUAUAUAUACAGUAUAUUAUGUAUUCUUUGCUGCUGAGGCUCUCUGAGGAAGAGGACAUGAGAUUUGCCUUGUUGUUGUUUACAGCGUUAUUCUUUAUUUUUUAAAUGAGAAUUUUAUGGUAUAGAGCCGAAUUUAAAGCAUUAACAUUUCAUUCGAUGGCAUUUUAUGUGUUUUGCUGAGAGUUUCUCUCAGAAUGUCUGUGUGUGUGUUAAACUUGACUGAUCAUUUGCUUUUAUACAUUUUAUUUCCUCCUGGAUUUUGAUUGUAUUUAAGAACAAAACGCAGAAGCAGUUUCUGUGCUCUGCUGCAGUGUUGGUGGGUUUUAGGAACUUAAAUAAAUCAUUUCUAUAAAGAGUUUUUUUUCUAAAUUUACCUAAGUGUAUGUAUUAAAAAUUGAAAUUAUUAUAAU